Symbiodinium pilosum is the source of this 1177-nucleotide messenger RNA. NCBI's taxonomy places the organism in Eukaryota, Dinophyceae, Suessiales, Symbiodiniaceae. The record is from the annotation of a GenBank genome assembly.
AUGACGCUCCGGAUGGCAGCGUUUGCUUUGAUGGUGCAGCUGGUGUUCUCCCAGGACACAGAUGACAUUUGCCUGGCUGGGGGCAAUUGCUCAGAUGAUGCCUCCUUCCUCCAAAUGUCCAGUGGCCCACCAGCUUGCGAAUGGAAACUUUCAGCCGGAGGUGGCAGCUGCCAGCUGAAGUGCGCCGAGAAUGGCAAGGUCUGUGAUCCCGCGCAGCAGAGGGCUCUUCAGGGAGCUGCUUUGGUUGCACAGGUGGCUGCUCUUGGAUGGACGUGCAGCAACGCGCCCCUGAUGGCCAACGACGUGGUCAACAGCGACCUGGCUCCCUACAUCGUCGGCACGACCAUCAGCGGCACAACCGGGUCUUGCAAGUCAUCAGGUGCUGCCUCCGAUUCCAGGUGCGGCAGGAGGGGUGGCAGCAGCGUCAGGGUCUGCUGCUGCGUGCCCCAGGGGGGUAUCGACAAUGAUCCCCACGUUCACACUUUGAGGAACGAGUUCUACACGGUCCUGAAGAGCGGGAACUUUUUGGCAUGGAGCUUUUCCAAGGCGCCCGUGGAUUGGCGUCUUUAUGCUGCUUACUCAGGUCCCAGUGCCAAGUUCACCACUCAGGCCUUGUUGCUGGUGGACUCGCAGAGCGGGCAGACCUUGGAGUUCACGACAGACGCCUGCGCCUGGCAGAUGAAAACGGAGAACGGAUGGCGCCCGGUACAGCCACAGGUGCUGUCUAGCUUGGAAGUGGAGGAAGUGAGCACAGCGACCGACGAGCCCUUGAACUUGAAUGGAGUGCGCAACGUUGCCCGGCUGCUGACACACUGCAGCCCGCAGAAUCACGUGAACUUUUUGGUGAAGAUGUUUGACUCGAACGAUUUGGACUAUGCAGGAGGGGAGCUUGGAAGUAUUCAGGAUGCCACCAACGGCCAUGUGAGCUUCUUGUCUACAAAGCUUUCGUCGAUGGUCAUGAAGACAGAUGACGAGUUUGAGGUUCUUGGAACAUGGGCUUCCUUGGGUGGCAGUGAAGCCGCAGCGAAGUUCCUCGAGUCCAGACAGAAAGCUGGAGCGACGUUGCUGAGCACAAGCGGCGAGGGCUGCACCGAGGCGCGAGAGCAAGAAGCGGAGAAGAUUUGCGCCAAGCACCUCGAGAGGGAUGGCAUUCACGCAGAGAUCUUUAAGAACCUGG